UUCCGAGCUACCAUACAAAAAAAAAACAUCCCUGACAAGCAGCUGUUGCUACAAUGUUACAGAAUUCCCACGUGCGCAAAUCAAUCUGUGGUCACUUUGUGAUAGUUUGACUAAUCGUCAGUGAAAUUGUGACAAUUUUCUGCAUCUUCGACUAGAGGACAAUGGAGGCCGUUAUUACGAUUAAUCCCGGGGCCACGAAAUGGGACAUCCGAGAGAAAGUUUGGGAUUACAUUGAAGCUAAGAAUCUUGCAAACUUUCCAAGGCCUGUGCACAACAGAAUCCCCAAUUUUAAGGGUGCGGUCCCGGCCUGUGACCGUCUCUCAGCCCUGCAGGAGUUCAAGUCCAGCCAGACGAUCAAAGUGAACCCAGACCGACCCCAGCAGCAGGCACGCUACAUCACCCUGGAUGGUGCCCACACUGCCUGCGCCAAGGUGUCGGAGCUACAGGUAUUCAAUGAGACUGACGAGGUGAAAGUGGACCCUGACAAGCCGCUGGAGGGGGCGAGGCUGGCCGUGCUGCAGGCGAGGAAAACCCUGCUGGUGCCGACCCCUCGCCUUCGCACAGGACUCUUCAAUAAGAUUGUCCCGCCUGAGGGAGCAAGCAAAGAAGAACUGAGAGUGUGCUCCACCUCGCAGGGAGUGAAGGAGUUCAGUGUCCCUGUGGGUCUGGAUUCCAAGGUUCAGGUGGAUCUUCUGGUGGUUGGCUCUGUGGCCGUGUCUGAGAAAGGUUACCGGAUAGGUAAAGGAGAGGGCUUUGCUGACAUGGAGUAUGCCAUGAUGCUCUGCAUGGGGGCUGUGACCGAAUCCACUGUGGUGGUUACCAUCGUCCAUGACUGCCAGGUUGUUGACAUCCCAGAGGAUCUGAUUGAGAGCCAUGACAUCACUGUGGACUACAUCCUCACCCCGACCAGAGUCAUCAAGACAGACUGCCAACGCCCCAAGCCCCAGGGCAUCAUCUGGACUAAGCUGAACGCUGAGAUGCUGGAGAAGAUCCCCGUGCUGAAGAAGCUCCGGGCCUUGGAGGAGGAGCAAGGGAAGGACGUGACCCUGGGGACCCACCCUCCCCCGCAGCCCAGGGAGAGGGCCAGGAGGGAGCCCCGGAGGGACAGAGAGCCCAGGUCAGAGGGUGAUAGACCCCGGCGUGAGCCCAGGCGCAGGCCUAGACGGAACACCCAAGAGGACUCUGAGAGGGACCCCAACGGGGAGUCCAGGGAGGAGACUGAGCAGAAACCCAGACGACGCCCACCAAGAGUGAGGAGGGAGGGGGACAGAGAGGGGGGUAGGGAUGGUGAAGGGGAGGGAGGCCGGGAGGGGGCCAGGGGGAGGGGAAGAGAAGGGGACAGGGAUGGGGUCAGGCAAGAGGGCAGGGAGGAAGGUGGCGAGCCCCGUGAGCGCAGGCCCCCCCUGACUGUGACCACAGUGUACCUGGGGGGCAUCCCUGCCGGGCUGCGUGUCAGCGAGCUGAAGACUGCUCUCCGGGAGAGGGAGGCAGCCCCCAUCCGUCUCACGUGGCAGGGUGCUCAGCACCGGGCCUUCCUGGACUACUUAGACCCCCAGGCUGCAGACCAGGCCCUGGCCGCCCUGGAGGGGCUCUCCCUGAACGGCCACGACCUGCAGGCUGAGCUGGCCAAGAGCCAGAGGGGAGGCAGGAGGCCAGGUCCAAGCAACCGGAGGUCCAGACCAAAUACAGGCCCCAAAAAUACAGCUAGAGAAAGGAGAGGGAGUACGAGUGAAGCAGAGGCAGAUUCCCCCAAGCAGGAGCUCAACCAUAACGAGUAACUGCCUGCUUCUACGUCCAUCUCCGUAACAGAAGCCAAGCCAGCAGAAAGAAAAGGCUGUGUUUCUUGAAAGGGAAGGAUGUUACCUUCACUGUACCAAUGUGAAGUGUGAAAAUAUGUUUAAUGCCUUAAGCAGAGUUUGGUUUGUCGUUAUGGUUUUUAGUGUUGGUAUUGAUAACACGUAACCCCAUUUACGUUUGAAAUGUUCUUAUACAGAAGUUUCAUCCACACUGGCAGGCCUGUCUGUCAGUCACAAAGGAAGGAGAGGUUGGAGGUUUCCCUGUUAGUCUCUUUGUGCAGGGGCAAUGUUUAAUGCCCUACAUGUAAUGCCAUCAGAAUUCACAGGAUAUUUUGUGUACUAAAUAAACCAUACUUUGAGUUCAUAGUUUUAA
This is a messenger RNA of Oncorhynchus nerka (sockeye salmon), 2169 nucleotides long. Its product is annotated as methenyltetrahydrofolate synthase domain-containing protein-like. Gene Ontology annotation, cellular component: cytoplasm. The transcript is spliced from 10 exons. The coding region runs from base 162 to 1778 and encodes 538 amino acids. Gene Ontology annotation, molecular function: RNA binding. NCBI's taxonomy places the organism in Eukaryota, Metazoa, Chordata, Actinopteri, Salmoniformes, Salmonidae. The record is from RefSeq and is a predicted model, not a curated record.